AUGGCGACCCAAGCCACCCUCACAGCAAAAUGGACCAAAAUGACCAACGGCCCACAACUCCAACGCUCCUCACAUACUGUAACAACAGUAGACAAAACCCUCUACAUCUUCGGUGGUGAACUCAAACCACGCGAACCACGAGACAAUGACCUCCACAAGUACAUAAUCGGCAGCGGAACAGACGUAACAACUCUCUCAGCCGAUUCCCAAGGCACAGCGCCUUCAGCACGAGUCGGCUCAACCACUGCAGCCCUCAAUGGCAAGAUGUACCUCUUCUCCGGCCGUGGUGGUCCAGAGAUGGCACCUGUCGAUGAGGAAGGUGGUCUGUGGAUUCUAGAUGCUGGAGCGGAGAAGUGGGAUCUCGUCAAGCCGGCAUCUUCGACGUUCCCGGAGGCGAGGAGUUUCCAUUGUACGACCAAUGAUGGCAAGGAAACGCUCUAUAUCCACGCUGGAUGUCCUGAGAAAGGCCGCCUCGCAGAUCUCUGGAGCUUCAAUGUUUCAACGAAGGAAUGGAGACAACUUGCCUCAGCACCGGAUCCACCUCGUGGUGGCACGUCUAUAGCGUUCGCGGAAGGGAAGCUCUACCGCAUGAAUGGUUUCGAUGGGCAGCAUGAAGUUGGCGGAGCUCUGGACAUUUACGAUCCUGCGAGCGAUAGUUGGAGUUCAACGGACUUCAACCCUGACGGCAAAGAUGGGCCUGGCGCGAGGAGUGUUGCUGCUCUGAUUCCAGUGAAGAGGCAUGAUGGCGUGUAUCUUGUGACGUUGUUCGGUGAGAGUGAUCCUAGCGCGCUCGGUCAUCAGGGUGCUGGGAAGAUGCUUAGUGAUGUAUGGGCGUAUUCGUUGCGGGAGGGGAAAUGGCUGCAAGUUGUUGCUGAAGGCAAUAAGCCAGAGGGUAGAGGAUGGUUUGACGCGGAUGUGGUGUCCCUCGAUGGAGCGUUCCCGCAAGAGAAGAUUGCUGUCGUUGGGGGGUUGGGAGAGUCGAAUGAGAGGCUGGAUGAUCUGUGGUUAUUGACAUUUGGAGCUAACGCAUAG
This is a messenger RNA of Fulvia fulva, 1032 nucleotides long. RefSeq names its product Nitrile-specifier protein 5. Lineage: Eukaryota; Fungi; Ascomycota; Dothideomycetes; Mycosphaerellales; Mycosphaerellaceae. Bases 1 to 1032 code for a protein of 343 amino acids. The transcript has a single exon. The record is from RefSeq and is a predicted model, not a curated record. Gene Ontology annotation, molecular function: protein binding.